UAGCCUUACUGGUUAACAUAUUUUGUGUUUGUAUAUAUAACAGAAGAAUUCUCUAACUUUUCUUGUCUCAAGUCUUUGCUCUUCCAAAAAUGGAUGGUAUGAGACUAGGUGAAGAUUUGGAGAGUUAUUUCAUUUUGAGGUGCAGAGGAAACAGAGAAAAAAAUAAGGGAAACGAAUGGAGUGAUGGAAUGGGAGGACAGGUGAAACAAAUUUGCAUUUGGUAUGAUGAUUUGAUCUAUGGUAUUCAAGUCUCAUAUGAGAGAAAUGGGAAUAUUUUUCAUUCACCAAGGCAUGGUGGCAAUGAAGGAAAUUUUGAACAGAUACUUUUGAAUGAGCCAAUCACUUGUGUGAGGGGACAUUAUGGAUCAUGGACGUGGACGGAUGAUAAUUUUCCCUAUGUAGAGAAUGCACCCUAUGUCAACACUGUACUGAUCAAAUCACUUACCUUUGAAACCGGUAAAGCCACACAUGGACCAUUUGGGAAAGAAAUCGGCAUCCCCUUUAGGUUCAAGAUGGCUACCGGGUGUGCCGGAUUCCAUGGCCGGUCAUCUUCCGAUAAGGAUCAUGGUGUGCUCCUGGCUGUUGGCAUCUAUGUUAGAAGUUCCACCAUUAAACCAACCUCAGAUGUUUUUUCUCACAUAAUUGCACCGGUUCCUUCCGUAAUCCAUGCAAACGAAGACAAUGAAUGAUGACCAAUGUCAAUGUUGUUUAAUAUAUGAUAGUGUGUGUUUGUGUUUGUGGUCAAUGAUCAUUUAGA
Messenger RNA from Dioscorea cayenensis subsp. rotundata (Guinea yam), 757 nucleotides. RefSeq names its product jacalin-related lectin 19-like. The transcript is spliced from 3 exons. Lineage: Eukaryota; Viridiplantae; Streptophyta; Magnoliopsida; Dioscoreales; Dioscoreaceae. The record is from RefSeq and is a predicted model, not a curated record. Bases 90 to 689 code for a protein of 199 amino acids. Gene Ontology annotation, molecular function: carbohydrate binding.